This is a messenger RNA of Scomber scombrus (Atlantic mackerel), 1694 nucleotides long. Its product is annotated as hydroxyacylglutathione hydrolase-like protein. The transcript is spliced from 9 exons. The record is from RefSeq and is a predicted model, not a curated record. Gene Ontology annotation, molecular function: hydroxyacylglutathione hydrolase activity. NCBI's taxonomy places the organism in Eukaryota, Metazoa, Chordata, Actinopteri, Scombriformes, Scombridae. The coding region runs from base 101 to 934 and encodes 277 amino acids.
AUUUUUCAGAGCAUUACAGUCGGACAAGAAUAUAACAAUAUAGUCGUUACCAGUAAAACCAAGUGUCGCGCACUCUGCUGCGCAUGUAUGUGGAGUUGCCAUGAAGGUAAAGGUGAUCUCCAUCCUGGAGGACAACUACAUGUACCUGGUGAUUGAAGAGCAGAGCAAACAGGCUAUAGCUGUGGACCCUGCGGUACCACACCGGUUGCUAGAAAUAGUGAAGAGAGAGGGCCUUUCUUUGGUGGCUAUUCUCACCACACACCAUCACUGGGACCAUGCUCGUGGGAAUGAGGCUCUGGUGAAGGAGCUUCCUGGGCUGAGGGUGUACGGGGGAGAUGAUCGGAUCGGGGCUCUGACUGAUAAAGUCACCAGCGCUCAAGAACUGAAGUUUAACGCAAUCAAUGUGAGGUGCCUAUUUACUCCCUGCCAUACCUCUGGUCACAUGUGCUACUUUGUUUGGGAGGAUGAGUGCACUGAUGCCCCUGCUGUGUUCACAGGGGAUACGCUGUUUAUUGGUGGAUGUGGACGGUUUCUCGAGGGUACGGCAGAACAGAUGUACCACAAUCUCACCGAGGUGCUGGGCUCCCUACCUCAAGACACGAAGGUGUUCUGUGGACAUGAGUACACCAUUAAAAACCUGAAGUUUGCCAUGCUGGUGGAGCCAGAGAAUGAGAAGGUUAAAGAGAUGCUGAGCUGGGCCAGGGCAAGAGAUGAUGACGACAAACCCACAGUGCCAUCCACCCUGAUGGAGGAGUUUGAAUACAACCCUUUUCUUCGCCUCUCGGAGGAAGGCGUGCAAAAGUUCACAGGGAAGACAGAUCCAGUGGAGGUGCUGAGGGUCCUACGGAAGGAGAAGGACAAAUUCAAGAAGCCCAAGGAGAGACUUCCUCCACAUGCCAUGUUGGCUUUGGAGUGGGGGCUACUCAGACCCUGAAACCCAGUUUCAAAGCUCUGAACACGGGACAUGUUCAGCUAAUGAGGAGGACUGGUGUGAUUGAUUGACUGAAUGCGGCAAGACACAAUACUGCUCAUUGCUUUUACCCUAAAUUUAACUCAUUUAUACUUUUGGGGGCCUCGUUGACCUUUAUGGGCAUGUAUAUUGUUUUAGAAACGUCUGCACAAAAAGGCCAGUAUAAAGCUGCUUCCGUUAAAUAUAAACUACUUUCAUUUAAGGGCUGGUCUCCCAGUCUGUUAUGUACAAACUAACUGAGCCACACCACAUCUACUAACACAGAUUCCAAAUGAAAAAUCUUGUAAACCCACGAGACUUGAUGAUAACUGAUUUUGGGAGAAAAAUAAGCUUAAUUUCUCUGCCUUAUUUAUAUUAUAAUGUUUCUUUUCCUUGAAAUAUUAUGCACCUUUCUCUCUUAUUACUGUAAAUAUUUAUUUUCUGUUACUGCCAAUGCAUUUUUCCUGAGUUUCAAGUUCAUGUUAACUCUGUCAUUGUAGUUUGGACAUAUUGUCUGUUUUCCACAUUCGCUCUCUUGCUUACUUUUGCAGUUGAAAGCCACAGAUUUGUCAGACUGCACCUUGUAAACAUUAUAUUGGAGCAGGGAUCUGAUAUGUUGUUUGUGUUGCUCAUAAACUGUACAUGGGUAGAGAAAAAAUGCAGUGUACAUCAUUAUGAAUGUAAAGUGCUGCUUUUCAAGUUUGGGAGAGCUUAUAACUGUACAGCAAUAAAACACACUUCUGAA